CCCCGCUGUCGCAUCGCAUCGCAUCGCAUUACAUCGCAGCUUCUCCUACGCCCAUCAACCAUCUUCAUAUUCUUCUUCUCUCUCUUUCAGCUACUCUUCAGUAACAUCCUCCGCCAUCAUGGCUUCUGGACACAAUGAUCCAAAGCUGCUCUACUCCGUCGCAGGCGUCAAGGCCUACCACCUCGCAAAUGGCACCGAGCAGUCUCUAACGCCGUCAGGGCCGCAGACCCUGUCGCUGCUGAUGGUGCCGACGUCUUCAGGCUUCGCAGACCCGGCAAGCACUGGAAGCGGCAAUGGAAACGGAGAGCAGGACUUCUACCUCCACCUGCAUCUGCCGCCUGAGCUCGAUCUUCCCAUGCCGGCCACGACCCAGAUCUACCACCAGCCUCCCAGCAGCUACCUGAUUCCGCGAUGGGAUCUCGGCCCCGGCAACGGCGCAUUCACCCGCCUCGAGUUCCCCGUCGUCGGCAGCAGACCCAACGUCCAAGAGGACGUCGAUACCUUUGAGACGAUUCUCGCGCAAUGUACCGCCUUCCUCGAACGAGCGCCGGCUCCAGCUCCGCCUCCGGAAAAGCGCAGGCCCUCCGAUGCCGCUAGAGCCAAGGCAAGAGAAGCUGGAAGAGACGACCCUCCCCCCUAUAACCCAGCCAGCUUUGACGAGGGCGAGGGAUAUGUCCGGGGCAGUCAUAGCUCUCACUUGCCCGGAAGGAUCGUCCUGAUAGAUGAGGAGGAUGGCAGCGUCAUGGGCGAGCUUAGCGGCGGCUUCAAUGUUGUCGAGGACGGUGGUGUUAAACCUGGAUCCAAAGAGCCCGUCGAGAUCAUUCUCCCUGCCGAUGGCAGCAACAACAUCUCUGUUCAACCCGCCUACGACUACAUCGAAGAUACUAUGCACCCUGCCUACAAGAAAUCGACCAUUGUCUCGGUAGGCACCAAAGCCUCGCGGCUGCUCAUCACAACAUCCGACUACGUCGCACAGGCAAUGCAGAGCCAGGCCGAAAACUUCACCAAGAGCACUAAGCCUGCUGCGAAUCCGAUGACGUUUGCCCCUACAACUCACGACCAUAUCCGUCGUAUAAACCAUUAUUCUACCAGAGUCGCCACUCUCUCGGCUCAAACUAUUGGCUCCAUCAAUAACUUUGCUCAAAACUUUGGCGCCGGCAUGUCAAAGCGCAAGGACGGAAAGGCGCGAGGCUACGAUCAAGAGGGCAACGUCAUUAAGACGUACAAGCCCGGAGUGUUGAACAAGAGUUUAAUGGCCUUCAACACCGUCGUCGAUGGCAUGGAACAUGCUGGCAAGGCUUUGCUAUCCGGCACAACAUCCAGCAUGUCCACAAUGGUUGGACACCGCUGGGGGCCUGAAGCAGGUGAGAUGUCUCGGAAUCUGGGCGGCGGCUUCAAAAACGUCGGGUUGGUGUACAUUGAUGUGACGGGAGUCUCGCGUCGCGCGAUUCUCAAGAGCGUCGCAAAGGGCAUGGUUGUCGGCAAGGUCAAGGGAGGAGGCCAAAUCAUUGUCGACGAUAACAACGGAACCGAUAACAUUGCGGUCGUCUCUGGAGCCAAUGGCAAAGGCAACAGCAACGGCAUACACGACACAUAUGGAGGCGGCGCAAAAAUUCCAGGGAGCAAAGAGGGCAACGGCAAUGGCAAUGGGAAGAAGGCGGCCUGGUGAUUGGUAUGUAAAAGAUUGUAUAUAAGAGACGAUUAGUCUGUAUUGGUGGCAGCGCCGCAGCUUGGAGAUACCACUUGUAUGAGAAACGACCCUGCCUUGGUGCAAUUUCCAAAUGAUAAUGAAAUCGAAAAUUA
Messenger RNA from Trichoderma atroviride IMI 206040, 1803 nucleotides. NCBI's taxonomy places the organism in Eukaryota, Fungi, Ascomycota, Sordariomycetes, Hypocreales, Hypocreaceae. The record is from RefSeq and is a predicted model, not a curated record.